AUGUCAUCACUUCCAAAAUUCCCAUUCCCAGUUUUGAAGACUUACUGGCCAUACGCCGUUGGAGCUGGUGUUACAUAUUAUUUGAUCUACAAAGCAUCGAUUGCUUCAGCCAAUUCUGAUGAAUUCAUUAACGAUCCAAGAAACCCAAGAUUCAAAAACGGAGGAAAAUUCAUUGACUUGAACAAGAAGGAAGAAGCUCACUAG
This is a messenger RNA of Lodderomyces parapsilosis, 204 nucleotides long. It is a transcript of the gene ATP18, whose product is annotated as F1F0 ATP synthase subunit i. The record is from RefSeq and is a predicted model, not a curated record. Gene Ontology annotation, biological process: proton motive force-driven ATP synthesis. Lineage: Eukaryota; Fungi; Ascomycota; Pichiomycetes; Serinales; Debaryomycetaceae. The coding region runs from base 1 to 204 and encodes 67 amino acids. Gene Ontology annotation, molecular function: proton transmembrane transporter activity. The transcript has 2 exons.